This is a messenger RNA of Pelobates fuscus (common spadefoot toad), 1156 nucleotides long. RefSeq names its product selenoprotein F (gene SELENOF). The transcript is spliced from 5 exons. Gene Ontology annotation, molecular function: oxidoreductase activity. The record is from RefSeq and is a predicted model, not a curated record. NCBI's taxonomy places the organism in Eukaryota, Metazoa, Chordata, Amphibia, Anura, Pelobatidae. Gene Ontology annotation, cellular component: endoplasmic reticulum lumen.
GUCCUUGCAGUAAGCAGCGCCGGCUGGGCUGGAGAAGAUGGCGGUGCGGGAGAUGUUGGUGUGGUUUGUCGCCGUGCUGCAGGCGAUCUCAACAUAUGGAGCUGAACUUUCUUCUGAAGCCUGCAGAGAUGUCGGCUUCUCUAGCAAUUUGCUGUGCAGUUCCUGUGACCUACUUUCACAGUUUAGCCUGAAUGAAAUAUCUUCAUCUUGCAGGCAGUGCUGUCAGGAGGAAGCACACUUUGAAUCUAGAAAGCGAUAUGCAGGAGCUAUACUUGAAGUUUGCGGAUGAAAAUUGGGGAGGUUCCCCCAAGUCCAGGCUUUUGUCAGGAGUGAGAAGCCCAAGCUUUUCAAGGGUCUGCAGAUUAAGUAUGUGCGUGGAUCCGAUCCUGUGCUAAAGCUGCUGGAUGACAACGGGAACAUUUCUGAAGAACUAAGCAUUCUUAAAUGGAAUACAGAUAGCGUUGAAGAAUUCUUGAGUGAAAAGCUACAUCGAGUUUAAUUCCUUUUUUUUUUUUUUUUUUUUUUUUAUUAUUAUUGAUCCACAAAUCCUGCUAGUGCAAACUAUUGUGUUUUUCUUUGCAGCCAUUUAUGUUUGUAUUUCUUUAUGUGGUGAUAGAGGGCAAAGAAAACAAAAAUCAAACAAAAAACUUGUUGGAAGAUCACAUGUGGGACCAGGUGCAGUUUUUAAAGGUGGUAGGGUUGGUUGUAACCGCUCUAUUCCUAGCUUAACCCCUUAAGGACACAUGACGUGUGUGACACGUCAUGAUUCCAUUUUAUUCCAGAAGUUUGGUCCUUAAGGGGUUAAAGAGCCUCUGUACCGUCCUUUGAAUAGAGUAGUUUACAAGCUACAAAAAUUAAACAAGUGUAAUGAUACAUAACCAACAAUUUAUCAUGUAUUUGACGUAUGGCUGCAUUUUAAGACACAUUUCAUUUAAUGUUCAUGUGCACAAUGUCUCACAAACGAAUUUAUUUUGGUGAGGCAAAAAUGAUAUACUUCCUUAAUCAAAUAUAGCACAACCUCAGAGUUAAAAUUAACAAAUUUCUUCUAUUUUAUCUCGAAACGUUUUCAAACCUAAACUGUUGGUCAGAAUUAUUGAAACAACCACUUUUGUACUGUUUUUCAGUAAGGGAAGCAAAGAUCUUUUUUUUUUUUUUU